UGUUCAUGGUGGACAAUGGAGCAGAUGACUGGAGAAUAGCCAUGACUUAUGAGCGUAUUUUCUUUAUCUGCUUGGAAAUACUGGUGUGUGCUAUACAUCCCAUACCUGGGAACUAUACGUUCACAUGGACAGCCCGGCUCGCCUUUUCUUACACUCCAUCCACAACAACAGCUGAUGUGGAUAUUAUUUUGUCUAUACCAAUGUUCUUAAGACUUUAUCUUAUUGCCAGAGUUAUGCUUUUGCAUAGCAAACUUUUCACUGAUGCCUCAUCUAGAAGCAUUGGAGCAUUAAAUAAGAUAAACUUCAAUACCCGUUUUGUUAUGAAGACUCUAAUGACAAUAUGUCCAGGAACUGUACUGUUGGUUUUUAGUAUCUCAUUAUGGAUAAUUGCUGCAUGGACUGUCCGAGCUUGUGAAAGGUACCAUGAUCAACAGGAUGUUACUAGCAACUUCCUUGGAGCAAUGUGGUUGAUUUCAAUAACUUUUCUAUCCAUUGGAUAUGGUGACAUGGUACCUAAUACAUACUGUGGGAAAGGAGUCUGUCUACUCACUGGAAUCAUGGGUGCUGGGUGCACUGCACUGGUGGUAGCUGUGGUGGCAAGGAAGUUAGAACUUACCAAAGCUGAAAAACAUGUGCAUAAUUUCAUGAUGGACACCCAGCUAACUAAAAGAGUGAAAAAUGCAGCGGCCAAUGUACUCAGGGAAACAUGGUUAAUUUAUAAAAACACAAAGCUGGUUAAAAAGAUAGACCACGCGAAAGUAAGGAAACAUCAACGCAAAUUCUUGCAAGCUAUUCAUCAAUUAAGAAGUGUAAAAAUGGAACAAAGGAAGCUGAAUGACCAAGCCAACACUUUGGUAGACCUGGCAAAGACUCAAAACAUCAUGUAUGACAUGAUUUCCGACUUAAAUGAAAGAAGCGAAGAUUUUGAGAAGAGAAUUGUUACUCUGGAAACUAAACUGGAAACUUUGAUUGGUAGCAUUCAAGCUCUCCCUGGACUGAUUAGCCAGACAAUCAGCCAGCAACAGAGGGACUUCCUCGAGGCUCAGAUACAAAAUUAUGACAAGCAUGUUGCCUACAGUGCUGAACGAUCACGGUCUUUGUCAAGAAGAAGGAGAUCAUCCUCCACAGCACCACCAACUUCAUCAGAGAGUAGCUAGAAGAGAAUAAGUUAACCACAAAAUAAAGACUUUUUGCCAUCAUAUGGUCAAUAUUUUAGCUUUUAUUGUAAAGCCCUAUGGUUCUAACCAGUGUUAUCUGGGUUCUGAUGUCAGAAUCCUAGAAACCUGAACACAUUUUAGGCCAAAAUGAGUGAAAACUCUUCUUUUUUCCCCCUCCUCCUCUCAGAUCCACAGUGAAUGCACUUAUUAUUGCUAUAUUAGAUUGUUCCUCCUGUAAUUUCACUAACUUUUUAUUCAUGCACUUCAAACAAACUUUACUACUACAGUAUAUAAUAUAAUAAAAAGGUUAAUGAAAAGGUUAACUUCUGCACAUAGUUGCUUGGUUACUUGGACUUAACAACUAAAAAAAAGCUCAUGAUCAAAAGGCCUGAUUAUAAGCUUGUAAGAAACAAAAUUCAAGCUUAAUAAUAAUCUCUCAG
Messenger RNA from Opisthocomus hoazin, 1597 nucleotides. The record is from RefSeq and is a predicted model, not a curated record. NCBI's taxonomy places the organism in Eukaryota, Metazoa, Chordata, Aves, Opisthocomiformes, Opisthocomidae.